This is a messenger RNA of Aspergillus puulaauensis, 969 nucleotides long. RefSeq lists its product as uncharacterized. The transcript has a single exon. Bases 1 to 969 code for a protein of 322 amino acids. The record is from RefSeq and is a predicted model, not a curated record. Lineage: Eukaryota; Fungi; Ascomycota; Eurotiomycetes; Eurotiales; Aspergillaceae.
AUGGCCCCCGUCAAGUUCACUCGGCCCCCAGACCUCUCUGGCCGCACCCCCAUCUAUCGCCUCAGCAAGACCGCCCCUCCUCCUGCUCCCACGCCCACGCCCACUCCCCCCCAGCCGAGUCCAUCGUCCCAGACUGCGACAUGGCAGCCGCCGUACACCUCCCCCUAUACCGCCGGCCCCCAGCCGCAGUCACAGUCACAGUCACAGACCACGCCCCACGAUGAUAAGGAGAACCAGGUCGCCCAGUCGCCGCACCAAACCCAGAGCUCACCCUUGACCAAGCGUCGAGGUCGCAAGCUGCAGGAGAACGAGACCCUCAUCCUGAUCAACUGCUGUCUGGAGUUCCAGAGCUUGUACCACGGCAACCCGUCGCGGUUCUGGUACAGCGUCGCGACGAGCCUGAAACGCCAGAUCAAGCGCAAUUUCUCAUGGCAGUCCUGUCGCCAGAUAAUCGAGGAGCUGGUGUCGGAGCGGCGGGAGCGUCGUCGUGAUGUCGCGGAGGGAAAAGUCAAGGAACAACCGCUGACUGAGCUGGUGCUGACGACGGACAAGUGGAUUUCGUUUAGUGAUUCUGUGACUGGGUCUCCCAGUAUCGCUUCGCCGGUGCAGUCUUUGAAACGGCCGGGGGAGGACGACUCUCCUGCGAUUGAUCCCGGCGCUGCGAAGCGACCCAAACAACACGGGCAACCAUCUCCUUCUAUGCCACCUCCGGGGUCCCAACCACUGCCGCAACCGCCUCACACCGUACUAACACAUCCCAUAUCGACCAACGCUGUUCCAUCGAUUCCGACCGGGCCGACGCGAUCGGAGUUCCAAACUUUAAAGGUGGAUAUUCAGAGUCUACGGAUGGACGUGCAGAGCAUGCGGCGGGAGAUGGUGGAGGCUAGGCAGGAGGUGAAUACCCGGCUAGACACGAUCCUGCAGACUAUACAGCAAGUGAAGGUGCAAUCCGUGCCCAAGGAGGAAUGA